AACCAUAGCCACCCCUACUAUGCCACCUCGUAUGAAAUGUUGGCAACCCCUCUAACAACGUUCUACAGCAUCGGUGUGUUCGCUACCGGGUUUUCUCCUUUCCUCGCUCACCCUUUCAAAUGGACAGACGCCAGGGGGGAUGCGCUGACGGACUUCAUCCAGUACCGGCGGUCCAAGAGCGGGGAGGGAACCAAAAACCAAACACAGGAGUCACAGUUCCGGGGGGGAAUGGGAAAUGUCUGGAAAAAAAACCCCCAACGACCUUUUAAAAUUUUUUCCGUGAAAAUCCUGGAGGUGAAAAGACAGCAGACAUCAAAAAAACCAGGUAAGAUGUGGGGCAUUAUAUUAUAUUGAAGUUGGCUCUAUUUUUCUAAAGAUUCCCUUUAAUUUUUUGGAUGUAAACUAUUAUGUUUAGAAAAAAACCCGUAUAGAAUGAUUUUGGGUUUUUUACCCUGGUUUUUGAAAAUUCAUAAAUUUUUUCAAUAAAGGGGUUAAACUAACAUGAGCCCAUUUCUUUUAACCCCUUCCCCUUUUCCCUUUCUCACAGAUUCCAACAGUGUCCCUUUUGCGUCGGCGCCCAUGGCCCCCACCCAGUACCUGAUGUUUUUAUGUAUACAAAACUGAAUUCACAAAGUAGGUCCUUAAGAAAUCAGGUGUAUAAUAAUAUUACGAUAUUGCGUUAUAUCUUCAUGUCUGUUGGAUCAGUGUCAUGACUUUAAAGCUGCCUAUUGAGGUUGCAGGGUUUUUGUACAGGCAGUGAAUGGAGACAUAGCACUGUGAUGCUUUGACUAUGGGUAAAGGGAACCACAAGUCACCGUCUCAACAGGUAAGCAAACUUACAUUUUUACAUCCAUCAAAUGUUUAAUUUUCCCAUUCUAUUUUUCUGUGUAGAAAUAAACAUAUGUUGUCUUGUGCGUUUUUCAGAUGCAAAAGUCAUUGAAUAGACCUGUCAUGGUCCACUAAAGAAAUGGUUUACUUAUUUCCUGGAAAGUCAAUAGUUCCUCAAGUUCUAGGUUCUGCUGUUGUUAAGAAUUUAAUGCAGAAGUUUGUUUCCUAAAGUCUAUAAAUAGAAAACCCUUCGUUCCAUAGAAAAAAAUGACAGUCUAAGAGAAAAUGAUCCAUAUUGUGGAAAUAUAUUGUUGACCAAGUGUGACUAUGUUAGAAUGUAGUAUCUAUUUAGAUUUUUUUUUACAAACCAAAUUACUUUGGUUUAGUGAUGAAGUUAUCAAGAUUAGUUGAAACCAAUUGCUGUAAAGAGGGUAGUUUUUGUAUUGCUUGGCAUACGCCCUUGUCACACUGUGUUCAGCUACUUUGACUAUUGGGGGAAAGGGACAAUGGUCACAGUAUCAUCAGGUAAGCCAUUGUUUUGUGUCUUUUUUUUUACGCAGUUAAAUUGCUAUAGUUUGUAGAUAAAUCAUUGUUUUAUGGAGGAAAGUUAAAAUUAUGACUUGGAUAUUGUUAUUAGCGUAGUACACCUAGGAAGGGCAGUAUUGUUUGUUCAUCUCCUCACAUACUUCUUUCACUGUUUGCGAUUGGUGUUUAAUUGGUUAAUUAUGUAGGCUUUGCUUUAAGUCGAAAAUGACCCUAUGAAAAUGAAAAUGUAGGAGUCAAACACAUAAACCAAAUGAAGGGUAUGAUAAUAUGAGCAGAGUUCAUCUUAGCCUAUAUUGAAUUGAGUGUUAAUUGGCAUCACCUUAAUCCAUAUAAAUCAUUUAAUUAAAAUGAUUUCAAUUAAUUGGUAUUAGCGGAACAGCAUGUUUUAUUUUAUGGUUGUUUUCACUGGUAAAUGUGUCUGCAAUUGAAUGAGUUAAUGUGUACUUAAUUGUGCCUUCCUGUAUUAUACCUUUUCAAAAAUGUUUUUUCUAUUCUACUGAGUCAGUUACUUAAUGUUUGUAUUCUUAUCUUUUAUUAUGUCUUAUUGUUGUUGCAUUGUUGAGAAGGAACCUGCAAGUAAGCAUUACAUUAGACGGUGCACACGAUGUGUAUCCUGUACAUACGACUAAUAAAAUAUUAAACUUAGUGGUAGUUAUAUCUCAAAGAAUACAAGACAACCAACUACAUAGAACUAAAUGGUGCCUUAUAGUGCAAGAUUAAAUGAACAUGUAGUUCUUAGGUUAUAACUGUGUAAUGACCAUUUUACCACGGUAAUUCCUAGUAGUUACCAUGUCAUUUCUGUAAAUUCAAAUAAAGUGUUACAUUUCUUUCUUUUCUUUUUUCUUUCUUUCUUUUUUCUUUCUUUUUUCUUUUCUUCUUUUUUUUUCUUUUUUUUUUGCAGCCCAUAGCCCCCCUACUCUGCUCCCCUUUAUGAAUGGGGAAAACCCUAUAACAAGUCUACACAUGGGUUUGUGUCGUACCGGGUUUCUCCUUCCUCGCCACCUUCAAUGGACAGACCCACGGGAGUGCGCGACGGUUUCAUCCAGUCCCCGGGCGGUCCAGAGCGGGGAAUACACAGGAUCAGUCAGCUCCGGGGGGAUAGAAUGUCGGGAAAACCCUCAACGACUUUCAAAUGUUUCCGUUUUAAAAAACCCCCUGGAGGUGAAAAAAACAGCAAAAAAAAAAACCAGGUAGAUGUGGUAAUUUUUUAUUAUUUUGAAGUUGGUUAUUUUUCUAAGAUUGCUUUUAAUUUUUGUGAUGUAAACUUUUUAUGUUUAGAAAACCUGAUUAUAGAAUGAUGCUUGUUGUUUACCCUGUAUGAAAAUAUCAAUAUAAUUUCAAUAACGUGUUAAACUAACAUGAGCCCAUUUCUUUUACCUCCCGCUAUUCAGUCUCACAGAUUCCAACAGUGUCUUUGCUGUCGGCGCCCAAUGGCACCACCCAGUACCUGAUGUGUAUGAUUGAAGAUUUCGCCCCGGAGAAAGUCACUGUCACCUGGAAGAAGAAUGACAAGGAGGUGGAGGGCCCGAAACCUACUGUAGGCCAACAGCAGUCAGGCCUCUUCUCAGCCAGCAGUCUGCUGAAGGUCGUCAACACUGACUGGAACAACAAGGUCCAGUACAGCUGUGUGGUGCAGCACCAGAAACAAACCAUCACCGAGACGAUCUCCAAAACAGGUCUGUACAUAGGAGUAGACUGUACUACAAUUGAUGUCAUGCUCACAUACAGGAUCUCUAUUAUUUACUGAAGUUCCUCAUCAGUAACAGUAACAUGUCAUGCUUUCCCACUGCUUCCCUCCCCUUUCAGAACCACUGACGGUGACUCUGAUCCCACCGAGUGUGAAAGAGGUGUUCUUGAACAACCAAGCAGUGCUGGACUGUGUCAUUACUGGUACAGACAAGGACACAGUGUCUGGUACUACUAUCACCUGGCAGGUCAAUGGACAGGCCAAAAUGGAUGGCAUCCUUCUGAAACCUAUUGAAUCAAAGGGCAACCUGAACAGCAGGGUCAGUACUCUGACCAUAGACAUGAAGGAGUGGACCAAAGUGAACAAAGUCCAGUGUUCGGCCAUGAAGAGUGGUGAAGUCACACCGGUCAUUCAGGACCUCAGCUUCACCAAAGGAUGUAGGUCACUGAGACAUCUCAAUGUGGUUGUGAUAAGUGGUCACAUACUCCAGGUUCUGGAGAGGAAGCCACAGGAUGUGCAGACUUUUGCUCCAGCCAGCGCUAACACACCUGAGUCAGCAAAUCAACUAAUCAUUAACUAAUCAUCACCUUUGCUUAGUUGAAUCAGAACAGAAACCUGCACACCCCUGUGGUGCUCCAGAACUAGGGUUAAGGACUACUAGGUUGGAUUUUAAACUGAUAUUCACACACUGGUUUUCAUAGGUGCCUACACGUACAUGAGUGUAACGUUUCUCCUUAAAAUCAAUCCUCUUGCAGGUCGAGCCCACUUCAGUGUCCGUCCACCUUCUCCCGGAGGAAGACACGAAGGAGGAGGGGGAAGUGACUCUGGUGUGCCUGGUGGUCAGCCCGUCUCUCUGUGACGUCUACAUCAUGUGGAAGGUGGGCAGAGGCGAGUACCAGGAGGGGCUCACCAGCCGUCCUCAGAAAACCCCGGAAGGCAACGACUCUGUUACCAGCGUCUUCACCACCACCAAGAAUGAGUGGCAGAGAAACGUGCAAUUCACAUGCGCCGUCAAGUACGCCGGCUCGGACAACAACACCGCACCUAAGGAGAGGAGUGUGUCGAAGUCCAUGGGUAACUCAUGUGAAGACAAGUGA
Molecule: messenger RNA, 4158 nt
Organism: Coregonus sp. 'balchen'
Lineage: Eukaryota; Metazoa; Chordata; Actinopteri; Salmoniformes; Salmonidae
Source: the annotation of a GenBank genome assembly